UCUCUGCUAUAAUCUCUGGUAAUAAUCGUCGGGUCCUAAACAACCCUUAUCUAAUUGAUAGUAUGAUUGAUCUUGCUUUUGUGAUAUUAAUCAUUGCUCUCCAUAAAACUGCAUAAAAUACCAGUUAUAGUACCGAGCGGAGACUCAAAAUGGUUGACAAACUCGUAAAAACUUCGACGGAAAUUAUCCAGAAUGACAAAGUGAACGAAAUUCGCGAAUGCAUUUUGUAUUCCAACAACGAGAACCAAUAUUUAGACGUUGUUGAAAAUAUUCCAUGUCCGGAGUUUCAAUUCUCGACAUUGGCAUGUUAUAUUUGCAAUGGAUACUAUGGACCAUGUUUCGAGGAGCCAGUUUGUGCCACUUGUCAUGCAUUUUUAUUCCCAGAUUGCAUUGGAGUUGCUGGUGUACCUAUAUUUAGUGAGAAAACAGAUGACGAAGAUUCUGGAAACGACGAACCCACAGACCUCUUCUACAACGCGGAACAUCGCUUAAGUCAGUCCCACAGACUUCGUUCUCCGCAGCUAUUCUCACCCCCUCCCAACAAUGACCCUCACCCUCAACCCCAGGGUCACCCUCCAGAACCUCCCCAACGUCCAGACCUACCUCACAAUUCCCACAACCAUCCCGAACCCCGAGAAGACCAGAAUAAUCGACCUUUUCAGUGGAACUGUCGGGGCUACUGCAACCUCGUGCCCAUGAAUCCAGGAGAAUCGCCGAGACCCAGAAAUCUUGUUGAAAGAGUGGAUAUGUUGGCGAACCAUCGACAUAUAGAGCAUGAGCCCAUUAACGAGCCAGGGAAUCUCGACCUUCGCAAUAAUAAAAAAUACAGCACUAUCAGACGUUCAGGUAUUUGUGAGGAUCACUUUGAUACUUCAAGUUUUGCAGAGAAGAAAGGACUCAAACGAGGUGUCGUGCCACUUCAGAAUUAUCCAUCAGAUCUCUCAGAUGACAAUAAAGAAAAUAAUGGAUCAAAUUCUAAUGAAGCUGUAGAAAUCGUUCAUGAACACGUACACACUGACGAGGAAGUAGCAAUGUCUGACUCUAACAAUCAACCAGCAUCAUCAAGCCUAAGGUUGUUAAGUCAAACCCGGUUGAGACUGACCAAUUGCUACCUGUACUACUGA
Molecule: messenger RNA, 1124 nt
Organism: Diachasma alloeum
Lineage: Eukaryota; Metazoa; Arthropoda; Insecta; Hymenoptera; Braconidae
Exons: 4
Coding region: 150-1124 (324 amino acids)
Source: RefSeq, a predicted model, not a curated record